Molecule: messenger RNA, 957 nt
Organism: Camellia sinensis
Lineage: Eukaryota; Viridiplantae; Streptophyta; Magnoliopsida; Ericales; Theaceae
Source: RefSeq, a predicted model, not a curated record
AUGGCUGAGUUCCAUAAAAAUAGUAAGCUAGUUAAAGGGAUCAACAGUUCCUUCAUCACUUUGGUCUCCAAGAAGGAGAAUCCAGUGGGCUUAGCUGACUACAGACCAAUUAGCUUGGUUAGUUCACUAUAUAAAAUCCUUACUAAGGUUCUAUCCUCCAGGUUGAAAGCAGUGAUUCCUCAAAUUAUUAGUGAAAAUCAAUCAGCAUUUAUUGGAGGUAGAAACAUUCUAAAUGGAGUGUUGGUGGCCAAUGAGGUUGUGGAUAGUUGGAAGAAAGCCAAGAAAAGAGGUUUGAUCAUAAAGUUAGAUUUUGAGAAAGCUUACGACUCUUUGAAUUGGGACUUUCUAUUGUCAAUGAAGUUAAACUUUGGGUUUAGUGAAAAGUGGGUGAAGUGGAUAAAGGAGUGUAUAAUCUCUGCUAGGUUAUCUGUGCAUGUUAAUGGAGCACCAAAUGAUGAGUUUAGUCCACAAAGAGGGCUCAGACAAGGUGAUGCACUAUCCUCUUUCUUGUUCAGCAUAGCAGCUAAGGGUUUAACUGAUGUUUUGGAAGUUCGUAAUGUGAAGAGGAUUCUGAGGUGUUUUGAGUUGCUGUCAGGUCUGAAGAUCAACUACCACAAAAGUUUAGUUAGCAGAGUGGGUGUUCCGGUUGAAGUUAUGAAUGAGAUUGCAUCAGUGUUAAGCUGCAAGGUGAAAAGUAUGCCAUUUCAAUACCUAGGACUACUAUUGGGUGUUAACCCCAGCAGAAAAGCAUCUUGGAGACCUAUGUUGGACAAAGCUAGAAGCAAACUGGCAGGUUGCAAAAGGAAAUUACUCUCAUUUGCAGGGAGACUUACUUUAAUUAAAUAUGUCCUUUCUUCUUUGCCUAUUUACUAUUUGUCUUUGUAUAAAUUGCCACAAGGGGUUGGUAGAGAGCUGGACAAGAUUCAGGCCUCUUUUCUCUGGGAGGGUUUGAUUUGA